Messenger RNA from Protopolystoma xenopodis, 264 nucleotides. Lineage: Eukaryota; Metazoa; Platyhelminthes; Monogenea; Polystomatidea; Polystomatidae. The record is from the annotation of a GenBank genome assembly.
AUGUUUCCAGUCCUUUUUCCAUCCUCCUCCGAGCCGAAUUGGAACGGGCAUCGCCUGCCCGAGACAGGACUUCCCCCCUCUUCUUCUGGUGCCCACACCAACUCCACCAAGGCCCUGACAUCCACGCCUCGUACCAUCCAUUCUGGCCACAAUCAUCGCAUCCCCGUGGAGACAACACGCCUCUCCAGGACGCCCAGCAGCACGGGCAGCAAAGCGUUGGUUCCUUCUGCCCUUCCAUUGCUUUCUCCUUCCCUGGGCGCAUAG